Symbiodinium sp. CCMP2456 is the source of this 3930-nucleotide messenger RNA. Lineage: Eukaryota; Dinophyceae; Suessiales; Symbiodiniaceae. The record is from the annotation of a GenBank genome assembly.
AUGGCGCGACGCAGCAUCCGCAGGAAGAGAGUGGCUGUGGCUGAGUCGGAGCCAGCAGGGGAUGUGGCUGAGCCGGAGGCAGCAGAGGAUGUGGCCGAGCCGGAGGCAGCCCCGGAGCCCUCUGCCCCGAAUGAUGAGGAGAUUGCCGUUCCCAACGUGUUCGCUGGUCGGAGGUGCCCGAAAACUGAGGGUGCCAAAGGCUGGCUGGUGUGGCAGCACAUUGUCAAGUCCUUUGCCCAGUUGAUUGACCCGAACCUCCCGGAACGAUCCCGCACCAAGCACGAGUACGACUACUGGAAGAUGGCCAAGAAAGCCUUCGACGAGGAUGAUUCCGUGGUCUCUGAAGGAGACUUCAAGACAUUCUUCUUGGUACAAGCUGAAGUGUAUGUCCAAGAGAAGGUGGUUCUUCCCAUCCAGGUCUUCUUGGAGUGGCGCGAUGGCAUCCAAACGAAGGCGAGGAUCUAUCCAGCUGGCCUGGGCGCGAGACUGCUCGAGAUCUUCAAGUUUCUCAAGACCACCAUGGCACCAUGCACCAUUCGGGGUGAAGGUGAUGCUCUUGAGAUGUUUCGGAGUGCAACUUACGAGGAUGAGUGCUCUGAUGGGGAGCUUCAGGAGGUGCCAGGCGCCAUGGAUCCUGUCACAGUGAGGCUUGCGAAGGUAUUGCUCAGCAAAGCAUGGAGUGGCCAGCAGAAGCCCGAGGAACCUGUGGAGCAGGAUGAGCGUGAGAAGUUGCUUGAGCUCCUACAGAGCCAAGCAAAGCUCAUCGAGCAACUUCGUGGGGGAGCUUCUGCCCCUAAUCUUUGCCAGACCCCUGAUGCCAAGCGCAGCAACCGAACUCCCCGACGUCGCUUGACAACCAAGACACCUUCUCCGAAUGCCAAGAACAAGACCCCUAGCCCCUCGAAGAAGAACCCUAGCCCAUCGAAGAAGGAUCCCAGCCCGUCGAAGAAGGAUCCCAGCCCAUCGAAGAAGGAUCCCAGCCCAGUGAAGAAGGAUCAGCCUGGCUCCAUCCAAGCGCUGCCACCCCAGGACAUACCUGAUGAGGACGAUGCCAAGUACUGGAACAAGAUGCGGUCGAAGGUGAAUCGUUUCUGUGGUCCCACAGCCUCAGGGAAGCUACGUGUCAGCGACGAUAUCCAUGCUAUGUGGAAAAAAGCUGGAACAUCUCGAGACGUCCUAGUCUCCCUUAUGGCAGAGGCUCACAGCUAUCUCGUGGCAGCUAAGGGCGACUUCAUUCGGAAAGUGGAAGUCUACAAAGAAACCCAAAAGUUUCGCAAGCAGAUGACCGACGGAGGAAUCAUCGAGAUGGCGGAGGCAAACCCUGCCCUCAAGCGGAUCAACAAGUACGACGGAGAGCCGGAGUACUGGGUCGACAUCAGGACCCAUGGAACCAGGGGCUUGCAUGAAAUUGAGGGUGUUCGGGACUCCACGAGUGCGAAGGGCAAGGUUGACAGCCUAGCAGACUCCAGCAAGCCUGAAGACCUGGACAAGAGCUGGAAUCAUGAUCCAGAACCAACAGGUGUUGAAGAAGGCAAAGACAGAGUAAAGGACAGCCUUCAACGACACAUGAACGAGGCCGUCACUUCGAGAGAUAAGCUGAGCAAGUUCAUGGAGCGCCUGGAUGAGGACGAUGCAUCGGUCGCUACGGAGAUGCCCAAGAUGCUGGCGGUGAUCAAGGCUCUUGGAAAUCACUAUGAUGAGCUUGCAAAACUGCAAGCUGAUGCAAAGGUCCAGGAGUUGACAGGUCUGCAGCAGGACGAGUUCUCCAAAGUGUGCGAAGCGGUCAAGCGGCAGAUGAUUAUGGCGACAUCUUUGGAGAUCAAGAACAAGAAGCUGAAGAAGAAGCCGGGGAAGCCAGCCGGUAAGCGCGAUUUGGAUGAGCCAGUGCACGAAGCCAACCCCAAAAAGAAGCCGAAAAAGACCAAGGGCAAGGAUUGUGUUGAGAAGCUACGGAGGGAGACUGGUGGAGAGUCUUUGGCGAUUUUCAAAAUCGGAAUAACCCAUGACUGCACACCUCGCUUUCAGCUGUACGAAAGCAAUGGCUACACGAAGAUGCUUGUUAUGCACACGAGCAAUGAGCUGGCCACGAUCGAGAUGUUAGAAAGUGCUCUCAUCGCUAUCUAUGGGCGCAAAGUUCAAUGUCGCAAUGUCCAGCUGGGUGGGGAGGGAAUGCGAAAUCGAUAUUUCGAAGCAAAGUUCGCCUCUGCGAAGCACGUGGCGACCAUUGCCAAGGCCUUUGCGACCGAGGCAAAUCCGGCUUUGGCUGAUAUGGCUAAAGCACCCUUGAAUGAUGCUGAGAAAUCAUUGCAAGCGAUGCUUCGAAAGUGGGACCUUACCCUGAAUGUGCCGUGGACAUAUACUGACCUGGGUGAUACAUGCUCUGUGCCAAUGCUCCGACCAACAGAUUAUGUUGCUACUUUGUUUGAGAAGGGCUACCUGCACAAACUGCUGGGUGGCUCUGUUGCCAGCAGCGCCGUCUUGGAUGUAAUGGGAAGCCUUUUAAACAAUCUAAGCCCCUCACGACUUCGAGACUUUUGGAGCAAGUACAAACAAGAGGAGCCGAACCAUGACUUGUGGCUCCACGACUUCUUGGAGUUUGACAAUCUGGUGCCUCUUUACAUACACGGCGACGGCGGCCGUACUUACUGCCGUGACGAGCUCAUGGUGGUGGCCUUCCAGCCGAUACUGGGCCUGGGCUCCCGCAAGUCGAACCCACUGAUGCUGCGAACUGGCAAGCCCGGGGUCAACCUCCAAGGCCAUUCCUUCACAACCCGAUUUUUAAUCGGGGUGUUGUACAAGGGUAUAUAUAAGGAGCACCCUUCUCGUUUCGACAACUUCAUGACUGAGGCCUUUCGGGACUUGGAGCAGCUUUUUUACCAUGGGUACAACAUUGGUGAUCGGGUUCUGCGGUUUGUCGUGCUGGGCACGAAGGGCGACCUUCCGUUUCUGGCGAGGGCCGGCCACCUCAACAGGUCCUUUCUCAACAUCAGAAAGGGUCCGGAAGGACCCAAGUCCAGACCCCUUACUGGAUGCUGCUGGUUAUGCCAUGCGGGCACGCCUGGUUAUAACUUCGAGGACCUGGGCCUGGAACCCAAGUGGCUGGAAACUUGUGGGCCCAACAACCCGCCGCCCUGGGAAGCUUUGGCACCGUUUUUUGACCACUUGCCAUACAUCGUACAAGACAAGGCAUCUUUUUUUACACUGGACCUCCUGCACAUAUACUUUUUAGGUAUAGGCCGCGACUAUGGUGCCAGUGCCCUGGUUAUGGCACUUGGCAUUUAUAAUGCGGCUUCGGUGCCAGAGGCGUUGGAUGCCCUGAACGUGGACUUUCGUUCUUUUCUGAAGAGCACACACAAGCAGGUCCACUUCAAGAAGCUGACACGGGACUUGUUGGGCUAUCCUGCAGAUACUGCUUUCCCAUGUGGCCACUGGAGCAAAGCAACUGAUACUCCUGUCCUCGUCGAGUUUGCAAGCUGGGUGCUUCAGAAGAACAAAGAUCUGUAUGACAGGACAAAGAUUUAUCAGGUGGUGGUCAGUGGAUGCACAGCGAUGGGGCACUUCAUGAAGACUCUUCUGGAGGCAUCCUUGUGGAUGUCAAAGACUGAAGCGGUGGCUGCAGGAAAUGCUGGCCUUCACUUUCUCCGCUGUUACCAGAAGGCGGCAGAUUUGUCGUUUCAGGCACGAGCUCUUCGGUUUAACUUGGUGCCCAAACUGCAUUGUUAUCACCACGUCUGCCUUGAAUUGCUUUUCAAGGCUCGGCGGUGCGACAACAUACUCAACCCACUGAGCAGGGCGACAUUCCAGGACGAGGACUACAUUGGAAGGGUGUCCAGGUUGAGCCGAAGGGUUUCACCGAAACUGCUUUGCUUGCGAACGAUCCAGCGGUAUCUUGUGGCCACACGUGUUGAGUUGGACAAAGACCGACGAUAA